Molecule: messenger RNA, 1021 nt
Organism: Physella acuta
Lineage: Eukaryota; Metazoa; Mollusca; Gastropoda; Physidae
Source: RefSeq, a predicted model, not a curated record
ACCUUCCACACCGGCUGCCCCAGACAUUUUGGACACAGGGUCCAAUCUUGUGUCGCACCGUUUACGUCACUUGUUGACAUGUACACAGCCGAACAGGACAACAUUGGUCAAGCUGUUAGCAUUGCUAAACAAAUUUGCAUUGAAUACCAAAUGGUCUUGACAUGCCUCCACACCGCCCUGAUUGACUGCCCUACCAUGAAAAACUUGAAGCGGGUUCAAGCAACCCUCGACUCACACUGGGUUACUAAAAUCAAUGAACUUUGCUCGAUCCAAUCGAAGAGUUCAUCUGAUGCUGCUAACAACGACUACAAAGAUCUAACCAACUACAUUUACCAAAACAACCAUCCAAACCACGUCGACUCUUACAAAAUCGCUCGUGAAAUCUUACACGCCUCGAUGAAAACCAAAGCAGAACUGGAGCGUGAGGUUUUAGCUGCCAAAGCCCAAUCCGGGUUGUCUUCAAUUUUCAUCGAGAAAAUCCACUACUUCCAGCCACCACAAGACAACGAAGAAGUGAAGGAAAUCAAGGAACAAAACAAAGACGCUAAAGUUGAACUCAACAUCGUUAACGUUAUCCAGAACUACAACUACCCCACAGCACAGAAGAAUGACGCCAUCAAGCACAGCACAGUUCAUCUGGUACACGCGGCACACAACUCGGCCACCGGCUCGUCAUACGGAAUCUUACUCGUCGUGUUGUCGGCAGUCGCCACUCUACGACUUCUGCUUUUAUAAACAUUCUUCGUGGAUUACCAGUCGUAUAAACAAUUCAAACUAUAAAUAAGAUUAAUAUAUAAAAUACUUCUGUAUAUAAAACUCUGAUACGGACUAACUGGAUUUUAAAAAAUCAACCAGCUGAACUUCAGUUGAGCAAGUUAUUUAUUAUGGAACAAUGCUAUCUUCCAGGCCUAGCCUCCUUCUGAUGUGGGCUGUAUGCACACAUUUUAUGCAAGAUUAUGUCACGUGGUACAGGAGUUUGCCCAUCAUGUUCACUGGUUAAAAAUUGACUUAAUGUUGCAAU